Messenger RNA from Mercurialis annua (annual mercury), 1025 nucleotides. RefSeq lists its product as uncharacterized. Bases 338 to 856 code for a protein of 172 amino acids. Lineage: Eukaryota; Viridiplantae; Streptophyta; Magnoliopsida; Malpighiales; Euphorbiaceae. The record is from RefSeq and is a predicted model, not a curated record. Gene Ontology annotation, molecular function: cysteine-type peptidase activity. The transcript is spliced from 3 exons. Gene Ontology annotation, biological process: proteolysis.
UCUUUGUUUGUUUAGAAGGCAAAGCUGGAUAUACGAUCCAAAGAUUGAUAAAUUCCAUCCUCGUCUUUCUCUUGGCGUGGUUGAUAUUGAAACGAAAUCCUGGUUUUACCAUCUCUACCACGUUGGAAAGCCUCUUGAGUGUUCUCAUGUAGAUGUUCUCUUUUAUUAUCUGAGAAAGAAAAUAAAAUCUGGAUGUGCUGCAAACAGUAGAUGUACGUCAACUGAUAAUUUUUUUGAUCGGCGUAUUCAAACUCUCUACACAGCAUACAAGAAAAAGCAAGAUGUGUCACUUGUUUCUUUGAAACAUACAGUGGCUAUCUACAUUAAAGGUGGUGCUAUGCGUUGCAAUACGAAUUGGGCUAAUGUUGACGAUGUUCUUUUUCCGAUCAAUUGUGUUAACGAUUGGCAUUGGAUUUUGGCUCGCCUGAAUUUCAAGGAACGAUGCAUCUAUAUCUACAAUUCGUUGAGGUCGGCGCAAUAUGACAGAUCAGCAACUGAAUAUGUUACUUGCUAUAGUGUGUUGCUUCCACUAUUCCUUCAAGCUACCAAUUUUUAUGAUUCUCGAGAUGACAUCGAUACUACUGCCGGUGCUUAUGAGGGAAAGAGAAUAACUGAUCCGUUCAGAAUAGAGAUUGUGGAAAACAUGCCUAUCCAAAAUGAUGUUGAUUGUGGAGUUCAUAUGUUUUCCGCUGCUGAGUUCUUUGUUGAUGGGAAAGUUAUGGGGCAUGAUUAUGAUGUCAAAGAACACCGUGCUCGUUACGCUUCGUCAUUAUAUUUGUAUGCUCGUUGGAAGGAAAGCUCUUCUUGUGUUAGUGAAGAUGAGGGUCCUCUAAAACUCAAGAGAACAUCUGCCUAGGGAGUGAAGAGGAAGCUAAUUUAUGGAGGUUCAAGAUGAAGAAUGUUAUUGAUUUUUGUUUGUAAAGAAAGUCUCCUUUUUGUCACACUUUUAUUUUGCUUGGAGGACAUAAAUGUCCAUUUAUUUCUUAUUUGAAGUCUAUUUUAGAGUAUUUGUAAAAACAGGUAAU